Dreissena polymorpha is the source of this 2330-nucleotide messenger RNA. Its product is annotated as zwei Ig domain protein zig-8-like. The transcript has 7 exons. Lineage: Eukaryota; Metazoa; Mollusca; Bivalvia; Myida; Dreissenidae. Gene Ontology annotation, cellular component: neuron projection membrane. Gene Ontology annotation, biological process: synapse organization. The record is from RefSeq and is a predicted model, not a curated record. The coding region runs from base 1 to 948 and encodes 315 amino acids.
AUGCCCGAUUACCCUUCAACCGAUCAAUUUAACCGCAGCAUCGCGGCUGUCUCUGAAGGCAGCAAAAUGUCUCUCGCAGCAAAUGCUUACGACUACUACAGGAGCAACCCUUCCUCAAUUCCAAGAUUUCUGCCCGUCCCUACGAUCAUCACAGUCCACGAGGGUGAGACCGCGCACCUCCGAUGUAGAAUUCAUAAUCUCGGCCCGAAAUUUGUCUUUUGGCGGAAAGCUGAUGAGGAAUCACCUCUUACUCUCGGCAAGACGACCUUCACCCCUGACAAAGACAUCGAGGUCCAGAUUGAAGAAAUCAACCCGCAGGAUGUCGAGAACGAGGAGAGCAGAUACGACCUGAUCAUCAAGAACGUAUCUAAGGACCAAGAAGGCACAUACGCGUGUCAAAUCAGCGCAACAAAUAACUACACGUUCAAUAUAACAUUAAACGUUUUAGAGCCGAUUAAAUAUAUACAAGAGCUUGAAUUGACUGGGACAGAGUACGUUAGCCUAAUGGAAGACAUUCGACUAGUCUGCAACGCCACUGGUGCUUUACAAGCCCCGGAUGCUGUGGACUGGUUUUUCGAUGGGGACCCAAUUAGCGAAAUAAAGCCCGGGCGCGUACUGCAAUUUAACCGGAAACCAAUGACUGGAAGGUCAUUGAUAAGUGAACUGGUGAUCAAAAACGUGACCACUGAUGACAGAGGGCAUUACGUAUGUCGGUUGACGAAAACGCUUGCACAGGGGUUUAAAGUCCACGUUCUAAAUGACAAAAAGAAUCAUAAAGAUCCAAAACGAGAUAUGAAAACGAAGAGGUAUUCAUAUAAUACAGAUCAUGUCCCUUCAGACGCGUUGGAAUCACAUGGUAAAAAUGACGCAAUUGCAGUUUAUUGGAGCACUAGUUUGCAAACGACACUUACGACAGCAACAUUAUUUUGGACGAUAGCCUCAUCAUAGCAAUAGUUUUCCCAGAUCUUCAUUUAAAAAUGAAGAUAUAUGUUAGACCAGAAUGCGGAUAAAUAUUGGUAUAACUGUGUUCGAAAUAGAGAGUUGAUGACUCUAUGAAUAGCGAUAUUAAUUUUUUGUAGGGAACAAUUGCUAUGAUUUACACUUAAUAUUUAACUAGAGUAGAAACACAUGUAUGCUAAAUAACGGGCAAAAAUGAAGGUCUGUUUUACACACACGUCACAGAAAUUUACAGGUAAUUAGAUGGAUAUAUUGAGUUAAUUUACAAAAAUUUGAACAUAUAUGAUUUUGGCGAAUGCCUAGCGCAAUACAGCCAUUUUUCAGCGUGUUUACAAUACCUUUUUAUAUGUUAUGUAGCCUUUAAUCAUUUGUUUCUUAGAACACAAAAAUAGAACAUGGAUGUAUAUCAUCAUGUUAACUUAAUGUUCACCUUCAUAUCUGUAAAUUUGUUUUAAAAAAUGCGCCGUUACCAUAUGGCAAUUUCAAUCAACAUUUGAGACAAUUUAUCUGUGACAACAGCCAUUAAUAAAUUUACAAUUAUUAUGUUGUUUUUAUGUUGACGAUUUACGACCUAUUAGUAAAAAGCAAUUUCCACAAAUUGCUCAAAUUUUGUACUGAUUUGACAUCAUUACAAUAUAUUUAUUUCAUUCAUGUUUUUCUAAUUUAAAGUUAUUGGUCUAAAGGCAACGAAUGAUUAGUACUAACAAGUAGUUAUGCUUAAUAUAAACCAUAAUUAAACAGGUACGUCCAAUAUUAAAUUUGUUCUUUCUAUUGCUAUUAAAAAUUCUAAAAUAAUUGUCGAAUUCCGAUGUCUUUUAUACGUUUUGUUUAAACGAAUAUGAUCACAUUUAGUUACUAGUUAUUAUUGUUUUGUAUAUUUUUACGAUUGUUGUAAAUACGGGUUCAGAGUGAUACAAACGUAAGUGACUACUGUUGUUAACAAGAAUGAAAAGCAUACGAAUAUAUCAUAUAUAUAUAUAUAGUCACCUCAUUAUUUAUUUUGUUGUUAUUUAUUAAUUUUGUACUGAUUUGACAUCAUUGCAAGAUAAUUGUUUCAUUCAUGUUUUUCUAAUUAAAAGUUAUUGGUCUAAAGGCAACGAAUGGUUAGUACUAACUAGUAUGUAUGCUAAAAAUAAACCAUAAUUAAACUGGUACGUCCAAUAUUGAAUUUGGUCUUUCUAUUGCUAUUAAAAAUUCUAAAAUAAUUGUCGAAUAUCGAUGUCUUUUGUACGUUUUGUUUAAACGAUUAUGAUCACAUUUAGUUAUUAUUGUUUUGUCUAUUUUUUACGAGUUUUGUAAAUACGGGUUCAGAGUGAUACAAACGUAAGUGACUACUGUUGUAAAGAAUUAUCAAAAGCAUACUAAUGUAUGAU